AUGCUGAUUCUGAUACUUAUUGGUCUGGUGCUUUGCAGAGAGAAUGCAGUAAUACUGAUUUUAUGCAGAAAUGGAGACAAGGAUGGGAUAACAGGGAGUAUAAAGAAUUUUGAGGAAGUAUUCAACAGGAAGUUUGGAUACCCGUAUGUGUUUCUGAAUGAUGAGGAGUUUACGGAAGACUUCAAGAGAUCGAUCAGAGAGGUUGUGUCGAGUGAUGUUGAGUUUGGAAAGCUGGAGGCACAUGAGUGGGAGGUUCCUGAAUGGAUAGAUAUGCAGCGUGCAAACGAGGAGAUGAGGAAGAUGGAGGAGAGGAAGGUGAUAUAUGGAGGAUCACUGUCAUAUAGGAAGAUGUGCAGGUUUUUUUCGGGAUUUUUCUAUAGAAAUAAGUUAGUACAAAAGUACGAAUAUUACUGGAGGAUUGAACCUGAUGUAAGAUUUCUCUGUGAAAUAGACUAUGAUCCGUUCAGGUACAUGAGGGAAAGCAACAAGAAGUAUGGGUUUGUGAUAUCUCUCGGAGAGUUUAUGGAGACGAUUCCCAAUCUAUUUGGAGAGGUUGUAAAGUUUAUUACCAACAAUAUGAAUAUAAUGAAGAAGGUGAAUGGAAACAAUUUUUUGCUAAAUGCAGACAAGUCGUACAACGGAUGCCAUUUCUGGACAAAUUUUGAAAUAGCAAGUUUUGAUAUUUUCAGGAACGAUGUUUAUCAGAAGUACUUUGACUGGUUGGAUAAGGCAGGAGGGUUUUUCUAUGAAAGAUGGGGAGAUGCGCCUGUUCACAGCAUUGCUGCAUCGCUAUUUUUGGACAAGAAUCAGGUGCAUUUUUUCAGCGACAUGGGAUAUGAGCAUCCUCCAUUCAAGAAUUGUCCAAAGGAGGCCUCUAUGAAGAUGAAGUGCAAAUGUGACUCCACGCCUUCACAAGACAUUUCAUUUAAUGCAUGUAUUAACCAGUACCUGAGGUCUAGGUUAUGA
Ordospora colligata OC4 is the source of this 966-nucleotide messenger RNA. Its product is annotated as alpha-1,2 mannosyl-transferase. Lineage: Eukaryota; Fungi; Microsporidia; Ordosporidae. Gene Ontology annotation, biological process: cell wall mannoprotein biosynthetic process; protein N-linked glycosylation. Gene Ontology annotation, molecular function: alpha-1,2-mannosyltransferase activity. Bases 1 to 966 code for a protein of 321 amino acids. The transcript has a single exon. Gene Ontology annotation, cellular component: Golgi apparatus; membrane. The record is from RefSeq and is a predicted model, not a curated record.